Molecule: messenger RNA, 896 nt
Organism: Fusarium oxysporum Fo47
Lineage: Eukaryota; Fungi; Ascomycota; Sordariomycetes; Hypocreales; Nectriaceae
Exons: 1
Coding region: 557-775 (72 amino acids)
Source: RefSeq, a predicted model, not a curated record
CGAGAAGGGCACGACUAGGCCGAAAAGCCUAGGUGUAAGUGAUGCCAAGGUCGUAGGAAUCUGUAUGUAGAAUGUCGAACCUACUUCGUGACCGAUACGGACAUCGUCCCCAGUCGAGCAGGGCCUUUCACCUUGGAAAUUGCAAGGUUCCCUGACAGCGGCUCUCGUGAAAGCUUCCCUGCAGGCAAGGACAAAUUGGAAAUCUCAACAUGUUGCAACCAAAAAAUUUCAAGCCUGACUGGCAUAGGCGUGUCGUCCAUCUGUCAGACACGUGGCUGACGUUGAUGGUCCUGUACUAAAAAUUUUGAAUUUAGAGUCAUAUAUGUCGGUCUGCCGCAUCACCAUCGAAAAUUUUCCCCAGCUGCAUUAACGUCAUACAAGCCAGGCGCCAAUAGAAACACACGACAUAUUUCUCUGAAGUGGAAGCCCUCUUUGACAUCCCCGGAGCCCCAUAAAGUAGGGUUAAUAGAAGGGAGCCACCCACGGGUGAGCGAGCAAGGGAUUAAACAAUUGAGGUGCGAGAUUUUGAUCAGGAACCCGAGACAUUGUCACCGCCAUGCUGCACCGGACCCUUCGCCUACUGCUGGCACGUGGAGUAGCUGCUGCGGCGCGUAAGCCACACAUUGUGAGCCCAGGACGGAAGACGAAACUGGCGGUGUUGGGCUUGAAAAUGCUGCAAUCAAUGCAGCGGUUUCAAGUCAGGGCUCUGAACCUUGAAGCUGUAGGGUACAGUCUCCCAAAGGCCCACGUCAAUAUCUGUAGCAAAUGGAUCUGACUCGACUUUGAGCUCGUCAGUCAAAUUGGCCCACUCGCACCCAACCCGCUGGGCCGUAAGCCCCGAGUAGCAAAGACUGCCGGGAGUGCAACCGACUCCACAGAUACAAUUUAGAUCGCCU